Messenger RNA from Asparagus officinalis (garden asparagus), 2721 nucleotides. Its product is annotated as putative potassium transporter 12. Gene Ontology annotation, biological process: potassium ion transmembrane transport. Gene Ontology annotation, molecular function: potassium ion transmembrane transporter activity. Gene Ontology annotation, cellular component: membrane. NCBI's taxonomy places the organism in Eukaryota, Viridiplantae, Streptophyta, Magnoliopsida, Asparagales, Asparagaceae. The coding region runs from base 409 to 2667 and encodes 752 amino acids. The record is from RefSeq and is a predicted model, not a curated record. The transcript is spliced from 9 exons.
UCCUCUGCCUCUGUCAAUUCGAGUAUCAGCUCUCCGGUCUCCGAUCCGAUACAGUACAAAUUUCGGCCGCUACCAAACUCCACCAUAAUUCCGAGGGACCACAAAAGGUUUCAGGGAGCAUCACUAACUGAGCUCUCCACACCCUGGAAAAGAGCAAGCGAAAAAUUUGUUCUUUUGUUGUAUAAUUGAGAGCUGAAAUCAACCGACCCAGAUUGAGUUCUGCUCUGGUAUUGGUUUCCGGCUAAGUUUUGGGAAAUUAGUAAAAUGGGUCUGGAGUAAAUUUGGUAGGCAUCUAGAAAGCUUCCUCUUUUGGACGUGUUGGGCAAAAUUUUUUGUUAAGUCGCUUGUGUUGAGAGAUUGAGAGAGAUCUUGGAUUUUGGUCCGGUUGUGCUGAGCAUUGUUGGAUUAAUGGCGACGGAAUCGAUAGACGAGGAGUGCUCCAAGGGAAACAUGUGGGUACUGGAUCAGAAGCUUGAUCAGUCGAUGGACGAAGAGGCUGGGAGGCUCAGGAACAUGUACAGAGAGAAGAAAUUCUCUGCACUGUUAUUGUCAAGGCUUGCAUUCCAGAGCCUAGGAGUGGUAUUUGGGGACUUGGGUACAUCGCCUUUGUAUGUUUUCUACAACACAUUUCCUCAUGGAGUACAUGAUCCCGAAGAUGUCAUUGGAGCUCUUUCUUUGAUAAUAUACUCUUUGACCCUCGUUCCGCUCCUCAAAUACGUGUUUAUUGUGCUCAGAGCAAAUGAUGCUGGCCAGGGCGGCACAUUUGCUCUUUAUUCACUACUUUGCCGGCAUGCAAAAGUGAACACUAUCCCCAACCAACAUCGAACAGAUGAAGAAUUAACAACAUAUAGUCGCCAGACGUUUGAUGAGAAGUCACUUGCAGCGAAAGUGAAACGAUGGUUGGAGGCUCACUCGUAUAAAAAGAAUGCCCUUCUUAUUCUUGUUCUUGUAGGAACUUGCAUGGCUAUUGGAGAUGGGAUUCUUACUCCUGCUAUAUCAGUUCUCUCAGCAGCAGGUGGAAUCAAGGUGGACUACCCUGCUAUGAGCAAUGAUGUGGUUAUACUUGUUGCGGUGGUAAUAUUAGUUGCUUUAUUUAGCAUGCAACACUAUGGCACUGACAAAGUCGGAUGGCUUUUUGCUCCUAUCGUCCUCAUUUGGUUUCUGUUUAUUGGAUCUAUUGGUGCUUUCAACAUAUGGAAAUAUGAUCAUUCAGUUCUCAAGGCUUUCAAUCCUGUUUAUAUUUAUCGGUAUUUCAAGCGAGGAAAAACCAACUGGACUUCCCUUGGAGGAAUUAUGCUCAGCAUCACAGGAACUGAAGCUUUGUUUGCUGAUUUGUGUCAUUUUCCUGUCCUAGCUAUCCAGAUUGCAUUUACUUUUGUCGUGUUUCCUUGCCUUCUUUUGGCAUACACUGGACAAGCAGCUUAUAUCAUGAAGAAUCAAGGGCAAGUAGUUGAUGCAUUUUAUCGAUCAAUUCCAGAUGGUGUACAUUGGCCAAUGUUCAUUGUUGCAACAGCAGCAGCUAUCGUUGCCAGCCAAGCCACGAUAUCAGCAACAUUUUCCAUAAUCAAGCAGGCUCUUGCACUUGGAUGCUUUCCAAGGGUUAAAGUUGUUCAUACAUCGAAAAAGUUUCUCGGUCAGAUAUACAUUCCAGAUAUCAAUUGGAUCCUUAUGGUUCUUUGUAUAGCUGUCACUGCUGGAUUCAAGAAUCAAAAUCAGAUUGGAAAUGCUUAUGGAACUGCAGUUGUGAUCGUCAUGCUCGUGACAACAUUCCUCAUGAUCCCAAUCAUGCUCUUGGUGUGGCGGAGCCACUGGAUCCUUGUCGUCAUCUUCACUGGCCUCUCCCUCCUCGUGGAGCUCACGUAUUUCUCCGCGGUCCUCUUCAAGGUCGAUCAGGGUGGCUGGGUCCCGCUCGUCAUUGCAGGUACCUGCCUCAUCAUAAUGUACGUAUGGCACUAUGGAACAGUCAAGCGCUAUGAAUUUGAGGUCCACGGUCGUGUCUCAAUGGCAUGGAUCCUCGGCCUAGGCCCUGGACUUGGGCUGGUUCGUGUCCCUGGUAUCGGUUUUGUGUACACUGAGCUUGCAAGUGGCGUCCCUCACAUUUUCUCCCACUUCAUCACCAAUCUCCCCGCUAUCCACUCCGUCGUCGCCUUUGUCUGUGUAAAAUAUCUCCCAGUGUACACAGUUCCUACAGACGAGCGGUUCCUUGUCAAAAGGAUCGGGCCCAAGAGCUUCCAUAUCUUCCGUUGUGUUGCAAGGUAUGGAUAUAAAGAUGUCCAUCGAAAAGAUGAUGACUUUGAGAAGAUGUUAUAUGAUAGCAUUUUAGUCUUUGUUCGUCUUGAGAGUAUGAUGGAGGGUUACUCGGACUCUGAGGAGUAUACGUAUAAUGGCUCAUCGUCGCAGGAUUCCAUUGUGCCUGCGAGAACUUAUAGCGGUGGUGGAGGAACGAUUGGCGAUGAGGUUGAGUUCUUGAAUAGGUGCAAAGAGGCAGGGGUUGUACAUAUUCUUGGUAACACCAAUGUGAAGGCCAGAAGAGAUUCUGGGCUUAUUAAGAGGAUAGCUAUUGAUUAUGUAUAUGCUUUUCUUAGGAGGAUUUGUAGGGAGAACAGUGUGAUUUUCAAUGUUCCGCAUGAGAGCUUACUAAACGUUGGGCAGAUAUUCUAUGUAUAGGGAGAACAGUUGUAAUGAUUUCAAUUGAAAGUGUUUGCAUCUCAGUUUCCUUCA